Malus domestica (apple) is the source of this 665-nucleotide messenger RNA. RefSeq names its product zinc finger A20 and AN1 domain-containing stress-associated protein 5-like. Gene Ontology annotation, molecular function: ubiquitin-protein transferase activity. The record is from RefSeq and is a predicted model, not a curated record. Gene Ontology annotation, biological process: protein ubiquitination. Lineage: Eukaryota; Viridiplantae; Streptophyta; Magnoliopsida; Rosales; Rosaceae.
UUUUCUUUCUUUCCAUCUAUCUAUAUCUUUGAAAAAAAAAAACAGAAGAAAAAAAAAGGGAGGAAGAGAGAGAUCAAUCGAUCGAUUAGAAUUUGAGUGAAAAAAAUGACACAGAGAGCCGAGAAGGAAGAGACGGAGUUCAAGGUCCUCGAAACUCUAACGCACUGCGUCAACAACUACGACGUCACCGGUAAUCCAUCCACCAACAACAUGUGCCAGAAGUGCUUCAAUGCCGCCACGGCCGCCGCCACCACCUCAUCGUCUUCUUCGUCCGUCACGAUUUUGAAGUUUUCUGCGGAGAAAAGUCCGAGAUCUACCUCAUCCUUCAGCUUUGAGGCCCCGGCCGAGACCUUCAAGAAGACGAAGGCAUCGGAAAUCGCAAGAUCGGACGAAUCGCCAAAUAGGUGCGUGGUCAAUCAGUGUUUCGAAUGCCGGAGAAAGGUCGGGUUGACCGGAUUCCGGUUUUAUCUCGCGAUAUUAUCGAUAAUAUCGAGAUAUAUUUCCCAAAUAAUGCAUUAAAAUACUGAAAAUAUUGUAUCUAAUAUUAUCGCAAUAAUAUCGACAAAAAUAUCGAUAUAUUGAUGAUAAUUAAAUGGAUAUGUGUGAAAAUAUAGUCCUCUAAAAAAACCGAUAUUAUCGGCGAAAUAUCACCGAUAAUAUUGAUA